This is a messenger RNA of Oncorhynchus nerka (sockeye salmon), 1336 nucleotides long. It is a transcript of the gene ube2g2, whose product is annotated as ubiquitin-conjugating enzyme E2G 2 (UBC7 homolog, yeast). The record is from RefSeq and is a predicted model, not a curated record. Gene Ontology annotation, cellular component: endoplasmic reticulum; cytosol. Bases 112 to 609 code for a protein of 165 amino acids. Lineage: Eukaryota; Metazoa; Chordata; Actinopteri; Salmoniformes; Salmonidae. The transcript has 6 exons.
GUAGACAUGCGCAGUUGAUCAGCUGUUAGCAGCUGCGUUGUCAUCCAAAAGACAGGCGUGAUUGUUUUUUUUCUGUUUUUAUUUUUGAGUUUGAGUCUAUAUUCUUUACAAAUGGCUGGUACUGCGUUAAAAAGACUGAUGGCUGAGUAUAAGCAGCUGACUCUAAACCCACCCGAGGGGAUCGUUGCAGGCCCUGCAAAUGAAGAGAACUUCUUUGAGUGGGAGGCUUUAAUUAUGGGUCCAGAGGACACGUGUUUUGAGGGCGGAGUAUUUCCAGCCCUCCUCUCCUUCCCGUCAGACUACCCCCUCAGCCCUCCUAAAAUGAGAUUCACCUGUGACAUGUUUCACCCAAACAUUUACCCAGAUGGCCGUGUGUGUAUCUCUAUCCUGCAUGCUCCAGGAGACGACCCAAUGGGCUAUGAGAGCAGUGCUGAGAGAUGGAGUCCUGUCCAGAGUGUGGAGAAGAUCCUACUGUCUGUAGUCAGUAUGUUAGCAGAGCCCAAUGAUGAGAGUGGAGCGAACGUUGAUGCUUCCAAGAUGUGGCGUGAGGACCGAGACCAGUUUUACAGCCUGGCCCAACAGAUCGUCCGCAAGUCCCUGGGUCUCUAAUAACAACGACAUCACAUCCGUCUAUGUAGGUCCCAAAUGGCACCCUAUUCCCUAUAGCGCGCACUACUUUAGAGUCAAAGUUCUAUGAGGCCUGGUCAAAAGUUGUGCACUAUAAAGGGAACCUCCGUCUGGAUCUAACCUACCGCUUCCAUUUCACCCAACAUGUCACCAGGACAGGAAGUUGUCAUAACCAGGAAGUUACAGGAGACUACAGUGACAAUUUAGACUAGCUGGUAAGCAUGGAGACGGGCAGAUGACUGAUGGCUCCAUCUCUGGCUGUUUCCAUGGGUAUGAUGAACCCACAAAAACCAUUUGACUCAAAUGACCCGUUUUGUUCCGUUGUCCUCUCUCUCUCUCUCUCUCUCUCUCUCUCUCUCUCUCUCUCUCUCCUCUCUCUCUCUCUCUCUCUCUCUCUCUCUCUCUCUCUCUCUCUCCUCUCUCUCUCUCUCUCUCUCUCUCUCUCUCUCUCUCUCUCACCCCUCUCUCUCUCUCUCUCUCACACCCUCUCUCUCUCUCUCUCUCUCUCUCUCUCUCUCUCUCUCUCUCUCUCUCUCUCUCUCUCUCUCUCUCUCUCUCUCUCUCUCAAGCACUUUAUACUGUUUUCUCAAAGGAAUAUGUUUAGCGUGUUUACUGCCCAGAAUGCCAUUCACUCUGCAAUAUGGCUACAUAGAGGUGCUGUGACUCAUUGGAAUAGUCAAUAAAUAAUAAAAGUGUUUGUGAGAAUUUG